GCGCUGGAAGGGGUGGGGACCGCUGGGCUGACCGGCACGGUGUGUGCGCGCGUGUGCAGAGUUGAAAAGCCCAGCACGUCGGGGCAACAGGACAGAAUCCAGGGUGCGCACAGAGCCUCCCAGCGUCUUGCUCCUUGGGCUGCAAUCAUGACGGAGAACUCUGACAAAGUUCCCAUCGCCCUGGUGGGGCCUGACGCCGUCGAAUUCUGCAGUCCCCCGGCGUACGCCACCGUGACCGUGAAGCCCUCUAGCCCUGCGCGGCUGCUCAAAGUCGGGGCCGUGGUCCUCAUUUCGGGGGCGGUACUGCUGCUCUUCGGGGCAAUCGGGGCCUUCUACUUCUGGAAGGGGACAGACAAUCACAUUUACAAUGUCCAUUAUACCAUGAGUAUCAAUGGGAAAUUACAAGAUGGUUCAAUGGAAAUAGAUGCUGGGAACAACUUGGAGACCUUCACAAUGGGAAGUGGGUCUGAAGAAGCAGUUGAAGUUAAUGACUUCCAGAAUAUAACACUGAACGUUAAGCUCCACAAGGGCAAAGAGUCCAUCUGUUUUGCUCAUCCCUAUACCCAGUGCCUGGACCAGUGCCUGGCUCUCAGUAGACACUCGGAAGGCAAGAUCAUGCCGGUUAAAUAUGAAGAAAAUUCUCUUAUCUGGGUGGCUGUAGACCAGCCCGUGAAGGAUAACAGCUUCUUGAGCUCUAAAGUCCUAGAACUCUGUGGCGGCCUCCCUAUUUUCUGGCUGAAACCGACAUAUCCAAAAGAAAUCCAGAGACAAAGAAGAGAACUGGUGACACAAAGUCCUACAACCACGAGGAGACCGCAGAGCGGGCCUCGGAGCAACCCGGGACCUGGAAGGCUGAAUAACAAAACCAGACCCAGCGUGCAGGAAGAUGCAGAACCCUUCAAUCCUGACAACCCUUACCACCAGCAGGAAGGGGAAGGCAUGACUUUCGACCCCAGACUGGAUCACGAAGGAAUCUGUUGCAUAGAAUGCAGGCGGAGCUACACCCACUGUCAGCAGAUCUGUGAGCCCCUGGGGGGCUUCCACCCGUGGCCCUAUAACUAUCAGGGCUGCCGUUCAGCCUGCAGAGUUAUCAUGCCAUGCGCCUGGUGGGUGGCCCGCAUCUUGGCGAUGGUGUGAAAUCGCUUCAGGUACCAGGUGCUGGCAAGCAGGAUCUCGAGAGACAACCCAAGUAUGAAGAAUCUUGAUGCUGAAGGGACCGCAAAGUAUUUAAUACUCAGUCUGAGUGAUGUUCUUUGAGACACUUUUAACAGACUAUUUCCCAGUUGCUUUAUAGAACUUUAUUCGGCACGUGCAAAUGUACUGACAGGGUAGUCUAAAGAUGCCGUAAUAACCCUUUUACUAGUUGCUAUUUUUUAUUUGCUUUCCCGAUAAAUCCUGCUUACACGACUUGCUGCCCAAGCUCUUUUGAAAUAAACAUGAAAACUUACUCACCAUUUGUCAAAGA
This is a messenger RNA of Hipposideros armiger (great roundleaf bat), 1465 nucleotides long. RefSeq names its product chondromodulin (gene CNMD). Gene Ontology annotation, biological process: negative regulation of endothelial cell proliferation; negative regulation of angiogenesis. Lineage: Eukaryota; Metazoa; Chordata; Mammalia; Chiroptera; Hipposideridae. The coding region runs from base 148 to 1137 and encodes 329 amino acids. The transcript is spliced from 7 exons. The record is from RefSeq and is a predicted model, not a curated record.